This is a messenger RNA of Populus nigra (black poplar), 1251 nucleotides long. RefSeq lists its product as uncharacterized. NCBI's taxonomy places the organism in Eukaryota, Viridiplantae, Streptophyta, Magnoliopsida, Malpighiales, Salicaceae. The transcript is spliced from 8 exons. Gene Ontology annotation, biological process: transcription by RNA polymerase III. The record is from RefSeq and is a predicted model, not a curated record. The coding region runs from base 197 to 865 and encodes 222 amino acids. Gene Ontology annotation, cellular component: RNA polymerase III complex.
UCUAAAAAAAAAAAAACCUAAAAUUUUUUAGUUUUCGUUGUUAAUAAUUAAUCAAUAACAAUGUGGAUGGGAGCGAGCGACUGAUCAGCCAAGCCACCCUGCUGCACUUCUCAUGUCAUUUCCUUUUCUAGUGUAGCAACUAGAAAUAGUUUUAACCGCUUUCUUCUCGGAAACAAAGCUAUAGUGGAGUGCAGAGAUGGCUUAUAGAGGGAGAGGGAGAGGACGAUUUGGAGGCGGUGGUGGUUUUAGCUAUGCAAGGCAAGAGCCCUUUGAUUUAUUUCCUGAAAUUGAAUUACCUGAUCCCAAAAAUGUGAAGGAGGAAAGGGCAUUAGUUGUUUGGAAUUCAAGGUUGACAAACUAUUUCAAAUCCUCUCCUUGUUAUCUUGAGGAGAUUGUUUCAAAGGAGAUCCAGAGCAUGGACAUAGAAAGAUUUUCAGACAGGGGGAAGCCAAGGAUCACAUCAGAACGUGAUUCACUCGACCAAUUCUUACAGCUCACGUCUAAAAAUUUUCCUAAAGAACUGAUUGGAGGUUUAAAUAGGAAGCGGCCAAACAAAAAAGUGAAGUGGACAGCAGAUGCUUGUGUUACAGACUUGAGGAAAUUGGAUGAUUAUGAGAAGCGUGAAUUGAUGUAUGAGGUAAAAACCUUCAAUCAUCUGCCAACCUGCUACCUACACUAUUUGGGCCAAGCUGAAAAGGUUCAAAUGGAAAAGAAAGAAGACGAAGACGAGGAAGAUGAAGAUGAAGAACUAGAAGAACCUGAUGAUGAAUAUGAUGAUGGAGAUUAUAAUCAGAACAUUGAUUUUGAUGAUGAUGAAGACGAUUAUAACAUGGAGGAUGACAAUGCUGAUGAGGCUGUAUAUUAGUUGCCUUGCCGAGAACAUUGAUGUGUCUUUCUCUGUUAAGCAGUUUGCAAGUUUAGCAAACUGGACCGUAUUUGCAAUGGUCGUUGUCAAGUGCACUUGGGAAUUUUCAGGCUCCAUAGACAUACAGCAAGUGCUGCUUUUUGGUAAUUCCCUUUUUUGUAAUAUUGACUAUUAUGCCAUAUUUUCUUGAUUGAAAGAUGCAGCAGAAAAUGAUGUGAGCUCAAGGAAAUGGAUAUUUGAUUCUGCAUUUUAUUUACAUGAGAAUCAAGAUUGCUUGAGACACGAGACAUCUGAGCAUAUGAAUUUUGGUGUGGUUUCAAGCAUCCAAAGGAGAAAGCUCUGUUCAACCUUGUGACAUAAUAAAUAUUCAGGAUUUGUUCGAGUUA